Momordica charantia (bitter melon) is the source of this 1735-nucleotide messenger RNA. Its product is annotated as putative inactive purple acid phosphatase 2. The record is from RefSeq and is a predicted model, not a curated record. Gene Ontology annotation, molecular function: metal ion binding; acid phosphatase activity. NCBI's taxonomy places the organism in Eukaryota, Viridiplantae, Streptophyta, Magnoliopsida, Cucurbitales, Cucurbitaceae.
UCCCCGGCACUGCUCACCUCCUCGCCACCUCCGAGGAGCUCCGAUUCAGCCCCGGUCGCGGACCGGACCAGAUCCACCUCGCCUUCACCGACAAUGAUGACGAAAUGAGGGUGAUGUUUGUGACGGAGGACGGAUCGGAGAGGUUCGUGAGGUAUGGAGAGACGAAGGAGCAGCUCGAUCAGGUGGCGGCGGCACGUGUGGGGAGGUACGAGAGGGAGCACUUGUGCGAUUCCCCUGCGAAUGAUUCCAUUGGUUGGAGGGAUCCUGGUUUCAUUCAUGAUGCAGUUAUGAAGAAUUUGCCCAAAGGAGCUAGGGUUUAUUAUCAGGUUGGAAGUGACUCUAAAGGUUGGAGUGAUACUAAAAGCUUUGUGUCGCGUAACGAGGACUCGGAUGAAACGCUUGCGUUUCUUUUUGGUGACAUGGGAGCUGCAACGCCGUACACGACGUUUGUGCGAACUCAGGACGAAAGCAUAUCUACUGUUAGGUGGAUACUCCGUGACAUCGAAGCUCUUGGCGACAAACCUGCAUUUGUGUCUCACAUAGGAGAUAUCAGCUAUGCAAGGGGUCACGCUUGGUUGUGGGAUGUUUUCUUCAAUCAGAUUGAACCUGUGGCAUCUAAGGUUGCAUACCAUGUAUGUAUCGGUAAUCACGAAUAUGACUGGCCCCUUCAACCGUGGAAACCCGAUUGGGCGAGCGGGAUAUAUGGGAAAGACGGGGGAGGGGAAUGUGGGGUGCCAUAUAGUCUAAGGUUUAACAUGCCUGGGAACUCUUCUGAACGGACUGGAACCAACAGCCUGCCUACUCGAAAUCUUUUCUACUCAUUUAACAUGGGAUCAGUGCAUUUUGUAUACAUAUCAACUGAAACCAAUUUCCUAAAAGGAAGUAAGCAAUAUGAAUUCUUAAAGCGUGAUUUGGAGUCCGUUGAUCGGAAGAAGACACCUUUUGUUAUAGUGCAAGGGCACAGACCGAUGUACACGACGAGCAACGAGCUUAGAGAUGCUCCAUUGAGGGAGAAACUGCUGCAGCAUCUGGAACCAUUGUUAGUAGAAAACAAGGUGACGAUGGCAUUAUGGGGCCAUGUCCACAGAUAUGAGAGAUUUUGCCCUCUUAAAAACUACACUUGUGGAAGUAUGGGGGAAAGCUUUGAGGCAUUUCCCGUCCAUCUCGUCAUUGGGAUGGCUGGACAAGACUGGCAGCCCAUCUGGGAGCCGAGACUGAACCACCCAGAUGUCCCGGUCUUCCCACAACCAACGCGGUCAAUGUACCGUGGGGGCGAGUUCGGGUACACCAGAUUGGUUGCUACAAAAGAGAAGCUUACGCUCUCUUAUGUUGGAAACCACGACGGGGAGAUACACGACUCUGUGGAGAUUUUGGCAUCGGGACAGGUUCUGAAUGGCAUUGAAAAUGCGAGGGCGAGAAACGAGACGGUAGAAUCAUCGGUGUCGUGGUAUGUGAUGGGAGGAAGUAUUUUGGUUCUUGGGGUGUUCAUUGGAUACAUUGUUGGAUUCGUUUCACAUGCGAGGAAGAAUUCAAUGUCAAGAAAUAGCUGGAGUCCUGUGAAGACUGAAGAAUUGCAAUGAAUCAAGAGAAAGGGGAAGGGGAGUUGGUUUUGUUUGUAUAGAUAUUGAAAUUUUGUGAUAUAGUACUGAGCAAAAAACCAGUUUGUGAAGUGUGGAAUAUUGGUUUCUUUUCUUUUGUAUCAUAACAUAAUUAAUUAACGCAAUAUUUCGUCCAA